Ziziphus jujuba (common jujube) is the source of this 639-nucleotide messenger RNA. Its product is annotated as metalloendoproteinase 1-MMP. Gene Ontology annotation, biological process: proteolysis; extracellular matrix organization; collagen catabolic process. The transcript has 3 exons. NCBI's taxonomy places the organism in Eukaryota, Viridiplantae, Streptophyta, Magnoliopsida, Rosales, Rhamnaceae. The record is from RefSeq and is a predicted model, not a curated record. Gene Ontology annotation, molecular function: zinc ion binding; metalloendopeptidase activity. The coding region runs from base 1 to 639 and encodes 212 amino acids. Gene Ontology annotation, cellular component: extracellular matrix.
AUGGCAGGGACUAAGGGACAAUCGGCCAAAGACAUCCCAAACCUCAAACGCUACCUCAAGAAAUUUGGUUACCUUAAUAACUACGACGAGGCAACUCUAAACAACGAUCAGGACGACUACUUCGACGAUACUUUGGAGUCGGCAGUCAAAUUGUAUCAGAAAAACUACAAUUUGAGUGUCACAGGGAAGCUUGUUUCCGCUACCAUUAAGCAAAUGUCACUUCCACGUUGUGGAGUUCCUGAUAAUGUCCAGUACGUAAUUCCAGGAGCCCAAUGGCCUCCUAACAAAUACCAUUUAACAUACGCCUUCAACUCCAGCAAGCAACCAGCUCUUCCACCAGAAGAUGUGAGGACUACUGUGGCUUUCGCAUUCACACUAUGGACAAGAAAUUCUGUAUUUUCGUUUCAGGAAGUGGAUCUGGGUCAGCCCCAUGAUCUUGUGUUGGGUUUCCGUCAGGGUUAUCACGGUGAUAAUGGGCCUUUUGAUGGGCCUUAUGGAGUUUUGGCCCAUCUUCUUGGAAUGGGUCAUAGUUUGGAUCCCUUGGCGGUUAUGCUUGCCAGUAUUACACCUGGCAUAAGAAGGAAAGAUUUGAAUGCUGAUGAUGUUGCAGGCAUACAUGCUUUGUAUGCUACUCCAUGA